Molecule: messenger RNA, 1932 nt
Organism: Aureobasidium melanogenum CBS 110374
Lineage: Eukaryota; Fungi; Ascomycota; Dothideomycetes; Dothideales; Saccotheciaceae
Product: glucoamylase precursor
Exons: 3
Coding region: 1-1932 (643 amino acids)
Biological process (GO): polysaccharide metabolic process
Cellular component (GO): fungal-type vacuole
Molecular function (GO): glucan 1,4-alpha-glucosidase activity; protein binding
Source: RefSeq, a predicted model, not a curated record
AUGUUGUUCAAGAACACUGCCGCACCCUUGGGCGCCCUGCUGGCCUUUUGUCCCUCUACAUUGGUCGCUCAAAACACUGCUUGUCAGACCACGACAGUGCAAGCAUCCGUGCCGAAUAACACCAAUGUCGCCCUGCAUUCUUACUCGUACUGCGGUGGCAGCCUGGAUGUUUCAGUCUACAUCGCCAAUGUUAAUUACAACAAAGUGGUCACUUUGUACUACACAGACAGCCAGGGUGUUUCUACACCCUUGACAUCAGUCUCCCUCGGCUACAACUCGAGUAUUCCAGAUACCAACUAUGAGUUCUGGAGUGCAAAUACCCCGGUCUACCUCGAUGGCCUCACUGAGCUUUUGAACCUUACCUACCAGGCUACGGACAUUGGGCAGACCUAUGUACAACAAUUGCAGCUCGCUGUCAAGGCCAGUGGCAGCCCCCCUCCUGCUCCUGCGGCCAUUCCAUCACCUUACGCAUCUCCAAGCGGUUUCUCCGAUGAUAUCACUGCCUGGCUGGCUCCCAGCAAUGGCUCACAGGCCGACUUCUCGAAGACACACAUGUUCCUGAACAUCAAUCCCGACAUUGAUGGCGCUGUCAAAGGCACUGUAGUUGCCGCUCGGUCAGGCCCUUCCUAUGACCAGAAGCUUCCAGACUACGAAUAUGAUUGGGUCCGCGAUUCGUCUUUGACCAUGGAUGUUGUCCAAUCUCUGUACGCAGCAUCCAGGGUCGACAAGUUGACCCGCAAGUACAAAGACAUGCUCUUCCAUUAUGCACAAGGUAGAGCUGUCGAACAGACCGAUCCGUCGCUCACAUUCGCGGGCCUCGGAGAGCCCAAAUUCUACCUGAACAAUACUGCCUUUACCGGUCCUUGGGGCCGACCUCAGAACGAUGGACCCGCGACCGCGGCGAUCACACUCAUGGAGUUCGCCAAUGAUUACAUGAAAAAAGGUGGAAGCUUGUCUUCUGUCCGCGAUCGCAUUUAUAAUUCGACAUCCAACCCUCAGGAGGCGCCAGUCCUCAAAGACUUGCUCUUUGUGGCCAGCAACUGGAGCUCGCCCAGCUUUGAUCUGUGGGAAGAGGAGGAAAGCACCCACUUUUACACACGUCUCGUCCAACGCCGUGCCUUGGUCAUGGGUGCCAAGUUCGCAACCAUGCUUGGUGAUGGAGCAACCAGCGAUACGCUCUCAUCUGCUGCCAUUCAACUAACUGCCACACUCGACCAGUUCUGGAGCCCAAACAGAAAGCUCAUCCUCUACGAGUACGGCCCUGUGUUGCAUGGCAAGAGCUCGUUCAUCGAUAUUGCGGUCAUCCUCGGUGUGAUUCAUGGGUAUGCUGGUGAUGAUGUAUACUCAUACACCAAUGACAGAGUGCUCGCGUCGGCUCUGAAGAUCUCCACCAGCUUCCUCGAUGUCUAUCCAAUUGCCAAUGUAACGAAAGCCUCGAACGGUCUUCCUCUUGGUAUUCCUAUCGGCCGUUAUCCCGAAGACGUCUACAACGGUGUAGGCACUUCGUCCAAUGGAGGCAACCCGUGGUAUUUGACCACCGCCACCAUGGCUCAGUACCUCUACUCGGUUGCUUCAGAGUUACAGACCGCAGGCAGCCUGACAGUCAACAAUGUCACUGCGCCUUUCUUCGCAUACUACGCGCCCGCGGCUGGUCUGAAGCUCUCUAAACCCUACUCUUCCAACACUCAAGAAUUUGCCUCUGUAAUUGCCAGCUUGAAGGGAUGGGGUGACGCAUACAUCCGGCGCAUCAAAUAUCACACCGCGGCCGGCGGAAACUUGGCCGAGGAGUUCAAUCGCAACAAUGGUAUUGCACAGGGAGCAGCCGACUUGACCUGGAGUUAUGCUUCGCUUCUUACUGCUGCUUUUGCCCGUGCCGCUCUAUCAGGCGACGAAAGCUACGUCCAGAAGAUUGCAGCUCUGGCAUAUGAAUAG